UCCUCUGGCAUCAGAUCCUCAGCAGCUCCUCUGUACCCCAAGUCAAGUUCCUGACUUCACUGGGGAUUCUCAUUAUUUAUCCAGUGCACCGCACACUCAUGCAAAUUCCCUAUGUACCUGCAGGACUGAUCGUUAAUUUGGUGAAAGUUCUGCAAAAAGCGCACUCAUUCUCCAAGCAGUUCUGUGAGUUACUGUGAUAUGAACUUUGCUGAGACCUCAGCCAGCCCUAACCUGCCCAUCACUCAGAGGAUUUCAUUAGCUGCUAUUUACGUAUGAUCAUAUGUGCACCAGCUCCCUGUUAUCACUUACCUGUAGCUGAAGACCUGAGUUUGGAGCUGCGCUAUAUACAGAGGAGGAAAUAAGGUUAAUCGCCAGUAACAGACAAUGCCUACACAAAUACAGUAUUACAACUCCUCUCCCUCAGUGAGUGGCAUCUUACAACCCCAAACUACAAAUGGUUCAUUUGCGCAAAUGAGACCAAGGGAUGUCUUCCCUGCUGCAACAGUGCCAAGAAUCCGCCCUGCUACCGGUUUUCAGUUUAGAGAUGUGUCUCCUCCACGGGGGAAGCCAACAUGGAAUGAUUCUCGUAAGUCAGAGGACUGGACCAACUCGUUGCGUAGAUUCCGGGUCAACCUCAAUCACAGACCUGUGGAAUCUGCGCUGAGCAGGAAAGCACCAUACGCUGCAAGAACUAUGAGCGCCAGCACAGUUGGUCAUCGAUACAAGAAUGGCCAUGUGGACAGUCUGCCGUUGUACAGCUCAAUGAAUGACCCUCAUUUGUACGACUACUACGCCAAGAAGUUUGCGCUACAGGUUAACCCACGGCCACCAUCAGCGAAACGCGCCAAAAGUGCCCCCAGCAACCGCUUGUCUCUUCGUCCUACCUCUGCUGCUGCUGCUGCUGCAAAAGUCCUCUAUAAAAUAGUUGUGAAAACCGGAGACAAGAAAAAAGCUGGAACCGGUGCCCGAGUAUUUAUUCAGAUGAAAGGCACCAAAGGAAAACUGAAUAAAACACAACUGUAUAAAAAAUCAGGAUCUGAUGAGUUUGGCAAGACAUCUGCAUUAACAUUUAGUAAAGGUGCGACUCACACAUUCAAAGUUUACGGGCCGGAAAUUGGCGAAGUUAAAAAUAUUACACUUGAGCACGAUGGCUUGGAAGAGCAAGAUGCCUGGUAUCUAGAGGAAGUGUUUAUAACCAACACAAACCGGGACAAGACCUGGCAUUUCCCUUGCCGGAAAUGGUUCUCCCUGUACCAUACAGACUGCCAGAUCAGCCGAACUUUGACUCCUGAAAAAAUAUCUGGACAUCACCAACUGGAUGGAAAAAUUGGGGAUCAUACUGUUUAUGAAGUGGUCACCAUCACAGGAGAUGUGCGAGGAGCGGGCACGGAUGCUAAUGUCUUUGUCACAUUAUUUGGAGAGUUUGGAAUUACUCCUAAGAUCCACCUCACCAGCAAGAGUAGAACUGCAUUUGAGAGAACCAAAACAGAUGUCUUCCGUGUAAAGACCAACAAUGUUGGACCACUGAAAAAAAUAAGAAUUGAACACGAUAACACAGGAAUGAACGCCGGAUGGUUUCUUGAUCGAGCAAUUGUAACGGACAUGAACAGGCCACAUCUUCGUUUUUAUUUUGCGUGCAACAACUGGCUGAGCAAAGAUGAUGGAGAUGGACUUUAUUGCAGAGAUCUUCUGGGAAGUCUCAAUCCUAUGGAUGUGCCUAAAGUGAACAAAUAUGUGGCAAGAAUCUUCACUGGCAGUGCAAAUGGCAGUGGGACAGAUGCAGAUGUUUUUCUGAAUAUCUUUGGAGAAAAUGGAGAUACAGGGGAACGUAGACUGGACAAUGAUAAAGAUAACUUCGAGAAAGGAGCAGAAGAUAAAUUCACCAUUGAUGCCCCAAAUUUAGGAAAACUAAGGAAAAUCACAAUUGGUCACAAUAACAAGGGAGGAUCAGCUGGCUGGUUCCUGGAGAAGGUUAUCAUUGAAGAUAUUGGAAACAAAUCUAUUUAUGAAUUUCCUGUUUCUCGCUGGUUUGCCAUAGAUGAAGAUGAUGGGAAAAUACAGAGGGAUAUCUUGGUUGGGGGAAGUGAAGCAACAGGGAUUGUUUACAACGUCUCAAUAGUUACUGGGGACAUCCGAGGUGCUGGAACCAACUCCAAAGUCCAUGUCAUUCUACAUGGCUCCAAAGGCUUAAAGAACAGCGGGAAAAUAUUCUUGGAAGGAGGAGAAUUUGAGCGAGCGAGAACAGAUAUAUUUAACAUUGAGAUUGCAGCACUCCUCAGCCCUCUCAGCAGAGUGACAGUAGGGCAUGAUGGGAGAGGUAUCAGCUGUGGUUGGUACUGUGAGAAGGUGGUAGUUUACUGUCCAUUCACAGGAAUUGAACAGACAUUUCCAUGUGGUAGAUGGCUAGAUAUAGAUGAAGGAGAUGGUUUAAUUGAAAGAGAACUAUAUGAAAUGGUCUCACUUCGUCAAAAAAGGCAGAAAAAACUCCCAUGGUCUUUGUGGAUUUGGACUAGUGAUGUUAAAAAUGCUGGAACCGACGCUAAUAUCCUUCUUCAGAUUUAUGGAGAGAAAGGAAAAUCAGAUGAAAUGAAAUUAGACAAUAACUCUGAUAACUUUGAGACAGGACAGAUUGAUAAAUUUAUGAUUGAACUUCCUGACCUGGGCGUUCUGUACAAGCUCAGGGUUUGGCAUGAAAAGCGAAAUGCGUUUGCUGGCUGGCAUUUAAACAAGGUAACAAUUUUGAAAACCUUGACCAAGGAGAAAUACACUUUUAAGUGUGGCCGUUGGCUGGAUCUAAAUGAAGAUGACAACGAGAUUGUUCGUGAACUUCCUGCAGAGGGGCCACUUGUACCUACAGUUCUGCCAAUUAUAAAAUAUCGAGUGACUGUACACACCGGCAAUGUAAGUGGAAGUGGAACAGACGCCAAUGUAUUUAUCUGCCUCUUUGGAGACUUGGGGGACACAGGAGAGCGUUUCCUCAUUGAUUGCAAGAACAACAUGAAUAAGUUUGAGAAAGGCAAUGCAGAUGAAUUCAUCAUAGAGGCUGUGACCCUGAAACAAGUGAGAAGGGUCCGCAUAGGACAUGAUGGCAAAGGAGGGGGCUGUGGCUGGUACCUAGACAAAGUGGUAGUGAAGGAAGAAGGGAAGCCAGAGACGGAGGCUGUGGAAUUCCCAUGUAAUAGAUGGUUUGACCGUAAUGAAGAUGAUGGACACAUCAUACGAGAGCUUGUCCCUGCAGGUGAUUCACAGAACCUGAGAAGUAUCAGUUAUCACUUUCAGAUUAAGACUGGGGAUGUCAGCGGAGCCAGCUCGGAUUCCCGUGUCUUUGUCAAAUUAUACGGGGAAAAGGGAGACACGAACAAGCAGUUCCUGCUGGUCUCUGAUAAUGACCUGGGAGAUAACUUUGAAAGAGGACGAGUGGAUCAUUUUACCAUAAACACCAUUGAUAUUGGAAAAAUCAACAAGUUGCUUAUUGGCCAUGACAAUGUUGGGAUUCGAGCAGGCUGGUUCUUGGCCAAUGUUGUCGUUCAUGUGCCGGCCCAUGGAAAACAGUACAUGUUCCCCUGCAAUCGCUGGCUUUGUAAGGACGAGUGUGACGGCAAGGUGGAAGUGGAGGUGUAUGCAAGUGAAGUCAUUGACAUUGAAAAAAUGGUUAAUUAUGAGGUUGUUGUAACUACUGGUAGUGUUCGGGGGGCUGGAACCAACGCCAAUGUCUUUAUGCAACUAUAUGGUGACUGCGGAAAAACCGAAGAGACAUUCAUAAGGAGCAGGUCAAAUGAUUUUGAAAGGGGAGCAGUGGAUAUAUUCAAGAUAGAGGCAGCUGAGGUGGGUAAGAUUCUAAAACUCAGGAUUGGACAUGAUGGAAAAGGUUUUGGUGAUGGUUGGUACUUGGAGUCUGUUGAGAUCAAGCGUGUUGGAAUACAAAUGGUACCUGUUGAAGUAGAAAAGAAGAAAAAACCUAACAAGAAGAAGAAAUCAAGCAAAGAGGAAGAGGAGCUUCGUCCCCAGGAGGUGGUAGAGUCUUACUUAUUUGAGUGCAAGCGCUGGUUGGCCAGAGAUGAAGAAGAUGGGGAGUUGGUGGUGGAACUUCUACCUAAGGAGACAACUGAACUUGAGGAGAACACGUAUGAGCUGCAUGUGUUUACUGGCACCGUGUGGGGGGCUGGUACUGAUGCUAAUGUCUUUGUUACAAUAUAUGGAGAAAUAGGAGACACUGGUGAACGGCAACUAAAGAAAUCAAAUCAUCUUAACAAGUUUGAGAAAGGACAGGAGGAUAGAUUUAUUAUUAAGGCAGUGGACUUGGGAGAACUAAAAAAGCUAAGAAUACGACAUGAUAAUUCGGGAGGUAAUGCGGCUUGGUUUCUGGAUCGAGUUGAGAUAGUGGAUGAGAAGGAUGACACCAGAUAUUUCUUCCCAUGCCAGAGAUGGUUAGCAGUAGAUGAAGAUGAUGGGCAGAUUUCUAGACAGCUUGUCCCAGUGAACGAGGCCUUUAUGAAGAAGGAUGGAGAUGCAGAAGAACAGUCUCUUGCCACCCUUGGAUUGGAGCAAAAAGCCAAAUCAACGACGUAUACAGUUAAAGUCAAGACAGGGGAGAAAAAGCAUUCUGGGACAGACGCCAACGUAUUCAUCAUUCUCUAUGGCGAGAAAGAUGAUACCGGUUUUAUGAACUUAAAAGCGUCUAAAAACAACAAGAACAAGUUUGAGCGAGGGCAGAUCGAUAUAUUUACAGUAGAGGCUGUGGAUAUUGGAUCUUUGAAGAAACUAAAGAUUGGACACGAUAACAAAGGUAGCUCUGCUGGCUGGUUUCUAGAUUGGGUGGAAAUUGAUGCUCCAUCCCUCGGACAACGUGUAAAAUUUCCGUGUGGCCGCUGGUUGGAUAAAACUGAAGAUGAUGGUGCCAUAGAGAGAUAUCUUUUUCCUUCUGACUUACAAAAAGAAGAAUAUGUUCCAUUUGUGCCUUACGAGAUCACCGUUUACACUAGUGACAUAUUUGGAGCUGGGACAGAUGCAGAUGUCUUCAUUGUUCUUUAUGGAAGAGAUGGAGUUUGUACCCAGCAAAAAUCUCUUUGUGUCAACAAGCGAGAGAGAAGGAUGUACUUUGAGAGGAACUCAGUGGAUCAGUUUAUUGUGGAGCUUGAGGACGUGGGCGACAUUAUUGAAAAGAUUCGCAUUGGUCACAAUGAUAAAGGGAUCAACGCUGGGUGGCACUUAGAUAGGGUGGAAAUCCGAAGACUUUUACCAAAUGGAAAGGGAUCUCAAACUGUCACCUUUCCUUGUGAGCGGUGGCUUGCGAAAUCUGAAGAUGAUGGAGAAACCGUUAGGGAACUUGUGCCAUCAGAUAUCUUCACUGAGAAGCUCAUGAAGGAUGGAACUUUGAAACAAAUUGAGAUGGAAGUGGAAGACCCAUUAGAAACUCACACAUACGGAAUCUCUGUAUACACUGGAGAUAUCUAUGGGGCUGGAACUGAUGCUAACGUUUUCCUCACCAUCUACGGAGACCUGGGAGAUACAGGAGAGAGGAAGCUGAGCAAGUCAGAGACCAAUUCCAACAAGUUUGAAAGAGGAAAGGUGGAUAAGUUUACAAUAGAAGCUGUAGAUCUGGGCACCAUCUACAAGAUCAAGAUUCGCCAUGAUAACACUAUGUUAAAUGCAGAUUGGUACUUGGAGAGAGUGGAAAUUCUUAAUGAAAACACGGAGGAGACCUACUUAUUCCUGUGUGAGCGAUGGCUCUCCACCAAGAAAGAAGACAAAAGGAUUGAAAGAAUUUUCUAUGAAAAGGAUUAUGAUGGCGAACGCGUCAGCAUGGGGAGCUCUUCCAAAAGUUUUUGGGGUUCCUCCCUCAGCUUGAAGAGUCAAGAUAACAAUGGCAAUUUGAGACGUAAAGAUAGCCUGAGUAGUUCCCUGCAAGAAGGACAAAUGAUCCCUUAUCAUAUCACAAUCACAACUGGCCAAGACAAAGAUGGAGGCACUGACAGCCGUGCCUAUGUAAUAAUUAUGGGCCCACAGAAACUAAAGACUGCCAGACUUUGGCUGGACCAUCCAAAGGGCAAGACGUGUUUUGCACCUGGUUCAGUGGAGAAGUUUACUGUUGUGGGAUUAGACGUCGGAGAGAUUAAAAGAAUGGAGCUUGGUCAUGAUGGGGCUACCCCAGAGAGUUGUUGGCUAGUAGAGGAAAUACAACUAAAUGUGCCUACCAAAGGAGUCAUGUAUACCUUUGUUUGUAAAUGUUGGUUUGCCAAAGACAGAGGGGAUGGUCUGUCUGCAAGAGUGUUCAAUAUGCUGGAUGCAACCGCCAUUACUAUUGGCCAUAAGGUUCUGUAUGAGAUUACCGUUGUCACCGGAGACGUUCCUAAUGGUGGAACUGAUGCCAAUAUUUAUAUGAUUUGCUACGGAGCCAGUGGGGGCUCAGAGGAAAUGCUUCUGCCAAAAAGUGGAGACAGGUUUGAGAGGGGUCAGCGAGACACGUUUGUUAUGGAAAUUGCUGACAUCGCGCCACUCAGGAAAAUGCGGAUCCGUAUUGAUGGAAAGGGGAGUCGUCCUGAAUGGUUUCUUGAAAAGAUCGUCUUGAAAAACAUGACCACAGAAGAGGAGACAACCUUUACCUACGGAGAUUGGUUGUCAAAAACAAAGGGUGAGAAGAAGACCCUGUCAUGUGAAAUGGCGGCUGUGGUUGAUGAGGAGCCAAUGGUGGAUACAACAACGUACAUUAUCCAGGUUAAGACAAGUGAUGUUUCAGGAGCUGGCACUGAUGCCAACGUAUUCCUCAUUCUCUUUGGAGAGAACGGAGACUCUGGGACAUUGGCCCUGAAGCAGUCAAAUAACUCUAACAAGUUUGAGAGGAAUCAGAUGGAUGUGUUCCGGUUCUCUGAUAUGCUGAGUCUUGGUGACCUCUGUAAAGUGCGAGUCUGGCAUGACAACUCAGGUAUUGGACCUGGUUGGCAUCUGGAAUUCAUAGACGUAAAGGAUGAGACUAUGAGUAAGACUUUCCGCUUCCACUGUGACCGUUGGUUUGCUAAGAACGCGGAUGAUAAGCAAAUCAUAAGGGAACUUGCAUGUGCCAACAAUGACAUAUUGGAUCUAAAGGACCGUACCUCUUAUGAGAUUGUAACUGUGACAAGCGACCGGGAAGAUGCAGAAACCAAAGAGAAUAUCUGGAUCAAUUUAGAGGGAAAAAAGGGCCGAUCUAAAGAAUUUCUUCUGGAGAAUUCCUCCAAAAAAAGAAGAUUUGCACAAAAUGCAACAGACAUAUUUAAGUUUUCCUCCAAGAACGUAGGUGACGUUGCCGCAAUUUGUGUGGGUCACUGUCCUAAGGACGGGAGGAAAUUUUCUCCCAAACCAGAUUUAUACUGGCAUGUUAAGGAGAUUGUUGUGACAGAGACAGAACUUGGGAACAAGUAUAUAUUUAACUGUAAUGCCAAGAUCCCGCUACGCAGUAAGAGAGAUGAUUACAAAGUCUUUGAAUGUGCCAAGACCAUAGAGAGCUUUGCCAGCCGAGCUCGUAGUUUAGUACCAGUCAAAUAUGAAGUCAUUGUGGUUACUGGAUUUGAAAAAGGCUCAGGAACAGACGCCAAUGUAACGAUCACCAUGUUUGGGUCAAAUGGAGAUUCGGGUGAACAUGCACUAAAACAGAAAAUGCGAAAUCUCUUUGAGCGUGGGAAAACCAACCGAUUUUAUAUUGAAACUCUUGACCUUGGAGAAUUGAAAAAAGUUAAAAUUGAGCACGAUAACAGCGGUCUAAGCCCAGGAUGGUUGCUGGAAAGAGUUGAGAUAACGAACUCUGCCACUGGCGUAACAACAAUAUUCCCUUGUGGAAAAUGGCUCGACAAAAAGAAGGGAGAUGGUCUGAUCUGGAGAGAACUGUUCCCAAAAUACUAAAGACCAUCCCCAUGAAUUACAUGAAAUGAAAAGCAUCAAGACUGGCAUAAUUCACCUAUCUUGCCAUGUAUUUCGUUACUGUUUUAUAUAUUUACAAUGCUCUUACGAUUUUAUGUAUUUACACUUUGUACAGAAAACAAUCAUUGUAAUUAUAUUAUCAUUUGUACUACAAAACUUAAAUGUACAGGAAAGUCAAAUUUAAACUUUCAGGACUCAGAGCAUGCAAUUUAAAAAAAUACUUUCCAAUUGACUUCUAUCGUCCCAUUUACAUUGUUUUCUUGGUAUCCUUUGUACAAGAGCAUAUCUGCAUACUCAUGAACGCGCCUUGAACACUAGAUGGCAGCAAUGUUUGCAGUAGAUACAUUGUUACAACCACUCCAACUAUCUAGUCUUCAAAAGUCUUCCAUAUAGUGCUGAAGACACUGUACACCCCUGAGCAUAUCUAAAUAUUUUCUUCAACAAAGGAUACAAAAAGAAUAAAGUAAAUUUGAUCAUAGGAAUACAUUGGAAAGUUGUUGUUUUUUUAAUUACUUGCUGUAUC
Bombina bombina (fire-bellied toad) is the source of this 8416-nucleotide messenger RNA. RefSeq names its product lipoxygenase homology PLAT domains 1 (gene LOXHD1). The transcript is spliced from 47 exons. Bases 385 to 7875 code for a protein of 2496 amino acids. Gene Ontology annotation, molecular function: protein binding. The record is from RefSeq and is a predicted model, not a curated record. Lineage: Eukaryota; Metazoa; Chordata; Amphibia; Anura; Bombinatoridae.